GGACAGUGGGAGGGGCAGCUCGUGAACAACAUUCAACCCUCCGACAGUAACUCAGUCGCACUCUGCGCCUCCUGAACCAAGGUAGUAAGGGUUACUAGCUCAGAGGAGUUUUACAUGGUCAUGGAAGGCUGUAUCACCUGUGGACUGUGGCUGCUCACCUUUCUGCUGGGAUGUGGCCGACUGUCGGCGUUCAACUUGGACACCGAGAAUGUCCUGCGGAAGAACGGGGACCCCGGGAGCCUGUUCGGCUUCUCUCUAGCCUUGCACCGGCAGCUGAAUCCAGAUAAGAGGCUAUUGCUGGUUGGUGCACCACAAGCAAAAGCCUUGAGUGGUCAAAAAGCUAAAGUGACAGGAGGGCUCUACAGCUGUGACCUGACUUCCACCACCGUUUGCACAAGAGUUAUUUUUGAUAAUAAGGAGGAUGUAUCCAGAGAAAGCAAAGAAAACCAGUGGAUGGGAGUGACAGUCAACAGUCAGGGGCCGGGAGGCAAGAUUGUGGUCUGUGCCCAUCGCUACCAGCGGCGCAACAAUGUGAAGACAUCCAUGGAAUCCAGAGACAUCAUCGGUCGCUGCUAUGUGCUGAGACAGGACUUAAAAAUUGAUUCCCUCACGAAUGACGAUGAAGGACAGUGGCAUUUUUGUGAUGGCCGUCCCAAAGGCCAUGAGAUGUUCGGUUCCUGCCAGCAGGGUCUCUCCGCUACAUUCGAUAAAGACUACCACUACUUAAUCUUUGGAGCUCCUGGAGCUUACAACUGGAAAGGCAUAGUACGCUUGGAACAAAGAAAUGAGACCUUUCUAGACAUGGGCAUCUUUGAUGAUGGGCCAUUUGAGGUAGGCGAUGAGAGUGUAAAGAACCCUGAACUGGUUCCUGCUCCUGCCAACAGCUACCUGGGCUUCUCUCUGGACUCUGGGAAAAAUUUGACUAAGAAGAACCAGCUAACAGUAGUGGCAGGAGCUCCCAGAGCAAACCAUAGUGGAGCAGUGGUGCUGCUGAAGAAAGGUGAACAAUCAAACAGCAUCUUACUAGAGGAGUACACCCUGGAAGGGGAAGGUCUGGCCUCGUCAUUCGGCUAUGAUCUGGCUGUCUUGGAUCUUAACGGAGAUGGCUGGCAGGAUAUAGUGGUUGGAGCGCCUCAGUACUUUGAGAAAGAUGGAGAAAUUGGGGGAGCUGUCUACGUCUAUGUCAAUGAGGCUGGAAAGUGGGACAAAGUCACACCCACCAGAAUCGAUGGACCUCAGGACUCCAUGUUUGGCCUGGCUGUGGAACAUGUGGGAGAUAUUAAUCAAGAUGGCUACCAGGAUUUUGCAGUGGGAGCUCCUUAUGAAGACAACGGUGCAGGGAAAGUUUACAUCUACCAUGGAGCUGCCACAGGUCUUAAGUCUAAAGUAGCUGCACAGGUGCUAUCUGGCCAGGCUUUAAGGGUUAGACUAUUUGGCUACUCUUUGGCAGGUAACAUGGACCUAGAUAUGAACUCUUAUCCAGAUCUGGCUGUUGGAUCCCUUUCAGACUCGGUCUUUGUUUACAGAGCCCAACCAGUUAUAAACAUCCAGAAAAAAGUCACAUUCUCACCAAGUGAAAUUGACCUCAGCAAUAAGAACUGUGGCAAAACUUUCUGCUUGGAAGUUAAAGCAUGCUUCACCUACACUGCCAGCCCCAAGAGUUAUACUCCCAGACUGACGGUGGCAUACUCCCUUGAGGUGGAUUCUGACCUUAGGAAGAAUGGUCUUAUACCCAGGGCCACUUUCAAAGAGUCUUCUGACUCUGCUAAUAACUAUGAAUCCAAAGGAACAAUCACCGUGGACACCAAAGGGAAGGAACAGUGUGUCACACGCCAACUUAUCAUACAGGAAAAUAUUAAAGACAAGCUGCGUGGGAUUCCAGUUGAUGUAACUGUGGACAUCCAGGAUGCCAAACGUAAGCGUCGUCAGAGUGCAGCUCCUCAAGUGCCACCUGUGCUGGACGCUAAUGUGCCGAAGACAACUCGAGCACAGUUGCACUUCCUGAAGGAGGGUUGUGGAGAUGAUAAUGUGUGUCAAAGCAACCUGCAAGUGAUAUAUCGCUACGGCCUCAGGACGGUCAACGAUGAAAGCUUCACUCCAUUUGAAUUGGAGAAUGAUGUGCCAGUGAUCCUGCUCAGCGACCAAAAGGACAUCGCCUUGGAGGUCACAGUGACUAAUCUGGGUGGAGAUGAUGCAUACGAAGCUUCUGUGAUCGCGCUUUUACCACGCUCUCUGACCUACUCUGGUUUUCGAGCUUCAUCUAAUGUAAAUGAGCCACAAGUUACCUGCACAGCCAAUAAAAAUGGCUCUAAGGCUGAUUGUGAACUUGGAAACCCGUUCAAACGUGACUCAAAGACGACCUUCUACAUUAUGAUGGGUACUGUUGGCAUCUCUCUCAGCACCUCUGAACUGGAGAUAGGGCUUCAGUUAGAGACGACAAGUGAAAAGAAGAAUGUACCUGCUGUCAAAGCCAGGGCAAAAGUGGCCAUCAUGUUGCAAUUGUCUUUAUCAGGUCGAGCCCAGCCGUCUCAGGUCUCCUUCUCUGGAGAGGUCAAAGGUGAGUCGGCUAUGAACACUGCAAGCGACAUUGGCAAUGCCAUCACACACCAGUUCAAGAUAAUCAACCUGGGAAAGAGCUUGACAGACUUUGGAGCCGCCACCCUUAAUAUAGACUGGCCUAAGGAGACAGAGAAAGGAAAGUGGCUGCUUUAUCUGAUAAGCAUCAGCUCCACCGGGGUGAAUCGGAUAGACUGCACUCCCAAAAACGAGAUUGACCCUCUAAACAUGAAGGAACCUGGUAAUGCCAGGAAGAGAAGAGAAGCAGGGAACACCCAGGAAGAAAACAAGGGGAUAAUUUCACGUUUAUUUGAUACCGGGCCAAAAAGUUUGUCCUGUGACAGAGGGGCUAAGUGUGUGAGGAUAAGUUGCCUCCUGGGGGGCUUGGACAGUAAUGCAGUUAUCACUGUCCACUCUCGUCUUUGGAACAGUACCUUUGCAGAGGAUUAUUCCAAGGUGCAACAUGUGGAAGUCAUAGUGAAGGCAUCUCUUUAUGUUGAUAGCAGAACGAAGAACACAGUGCUGCAGAAUGCUGAGGCACAGGCGAAACUGACUGUAUUUCCAGAGAGACGUGCCGCUACAUACGGAGGAGUGCCGUGGUGGAUCAUUGUGCUGUCCGUUCUUCUCGGGCUUCUGCUAUUGGGCCUGUUGGCGUUCCUCCUUUGGAAGUGUGGCUUUUUUCAACGUGCCAAGUAUGAAGACAAGGUUCCCAGUUACAACGCAGUUCGAAUCAGACGGGAGGAGAGAACCGUAAAACCUGGAAAUGGGAACUGGGAAAACCUGGAAAAGAAGCCAUGGAUGACAACCUGGCAUGGCAAUGAACACUAUUCUUAACAGCCAACUAAAUCUGAUUGCUUAUAUUCACUGUUGCUCACUGAUGAACCACCGGUUUCACACCUUUUUGCUGCCCUGCUUUUGCACAAUGUGGACUGUAAAUAUCAAGAAGCAAACUAAAUCAUUUGGAAAUAAGUGUUUUUAGGGCUAAAUACUGAAUCAAACAUUCAGCUCAACAAGCUGAAUUCUUCUUGAAUGAAGUGCAGGAGAUGGUCCUGCACAGUUGUGGAGCUUCUUUGGUACGUUUGGUUGAGAAGUGUGUAAGUGUUUUGUACAUUUGAAUGUUCUGAAUUGUCUGUAUUUAUUCUUGCAAGGAGUACUUUGUUACUUUAUAAGGCCAAAGAAUCAUGAGAGACAGACACUGGUUACUUAAAAUAUUAGUUUUCUCACCUUCUCACAAACACUACCAUUACAGUUUAUACAUUUCUUUCCUGCAUUCAAUGUGCCUCUGAUUGUACAGACAUGCAAUUUAAAGUUUGAGAACUAGGUUUGUAAAUAUCCUAUUAGGCCACAGUAUGAGUAAUUUUUAAAAAAAAUACUUAUUUUAAAAUAGGAUGGGUUGAGAGCCCCCCAAAAGUCUUUUUGAAUAAAUGUUUUUUUUAAAUGUCA
Messenger RNA from Melanotaenia boesemani (Boeseman's rainbowfish), 3999 nucleotides. It is a transcript of the gene itga6b, whose product is annotated as integrin, alpha 6b. Gene Ontology annotation, cellular component: external side of plasma membrane; integrin complex. Bases 115 to 3390 code for a protein of 1091 amino acids. The record is from RefSeq and is a predicted model, not a curated record. The transcript is spliced from 25 exons. Gene Ontology annotation, biological process: cell-cell adhesion; cell-matrix adhesion; cell adhesion mediated by integrin. Gene Ontology annotation, molecular function: integrin binding. NCBI's taxonomy places the organism in Eukaryota, Metazoa, Chordata, Actinopteri, Atheriniformes, Melanotaeniidae.